Messenger RNA from Ochotona princeps (American pika), 419 nucleotides. RefSeq names its product mitochondrial ribosomal protein L51 (gene MRPL51). The transcript has 3 exons. Gene Ontology annotation, biological process: translation. Gene Ontology annotation, cellular component: mitochondrial large ribosomal subunit. The record is from RefSeq and is a predicted model, not a curated record. The coding region runs from base 20 to 406 and encodes 128 amino acids. Gene Ontology annotation, molecular function: structural constituent of ribosome. Lineage: Eukaryota; Metazoa; Chordata; Mammalia; Lagomorpha; Ochotonidae.
UGUUGCUGAGACGGGAAGGAUGGCAGGGCUCCUCUCUGGGAGUGCCAGCAGGACCCUGUGGGGUUGGGUGCCCCUGGCUUGUAGAAGCUUCUCUCUGGGUGUUGCUGGAAUGUCCCGUGUGAGGCUCACCCUGCCGCCCCCGAAAAUAGUGGAUCGUUGGAACGAGAAGAGGGCCCUGUUUGGAGUGUAUGAUAAUGUCGGCAUCCUGGGUGACUUUGAGAAGCACCCAAAGGAGCUGAUCCGGGGGCCCUGCUGGCUUCGAGGCUGGAAGGGGAACGAACUGCAGCGUUGCAUCCGAAAGAAGAAAAUGGUCGGGAGUCGCAUGUUCGCCGAUGACCUGCACAACCUGAACAAACGGAUCAGAUACCUCUACAAGCACUUCAACCGCCAUGGGAAGCACCGGUAGGAGCGAGCCCGGA